Messenger RNA from Dromaius novaehollandiae (emu), 895 nucleotides. RefSeq names its product heat shock protein nuclear import factor hikeshi (gene HIKESHI). Gene Ontology annotation, biological process: protein import into nucleus. The record is from RefSeq and is a predicted model, not a curated record. Bases 137 to 730 code for a protein of 197 amino acids. Lineage: Eukaryota; Metazoa; Chordata; Aves; Casuariiformes; Dromaiidae. Gene Ontology annotation, cellular component: nucleus; cytosol. The transcript has 5 exons. Gene Ontology annotation, molecular function: Hsp70 protein binding; nuclear import signal receptor activity.
UGACGCACCCGCGGCGCCGCUCCGGAAGUGAUUCUAUGGCCGCCCGGGGCUGGGGGCGCGGUGGUUUCCGGGAGUCGGCUCUCAUGGAGGCUCCGGAGCAGCCAAGCGUCUGAGGGGCUCGGCGGCCGCCGCCGCCAUGUUCGGCUGCCUGGUGGCGGGCAGGCUGGUCCAAGCAGCUCCUCAACAAGUGGCUGAGGACAAAUUUGUCUUUGACUUACCGGACUAUGAAAACAUCAACCAUGUUGUGGUGUUCAUGCUGGGAACUCUGCCAUUUCCCGAAGGAAUGGGAGGAUCUGUCUAUUUUUGUUAUCCGGACCAGAGUGGGAUGGCAGUGUGGCAGCUGCUUGGGUUUGUCACUAAUGAGAAGCCAAGUGCCAUCUUCAAAAUUUCAGGUCUCAAAUCUGGGAAAGGAAGCCAACACCCUUUUGGUGCCAUGAACCUCCCUCAGACGCCAACGGUAGCCCAGAUUGGAAUCUCAGUGGAACUGCUGGAGAGUUUGGCCCAACAGACUCCUGUUGCAAAUGCUGCUGUAUCAUCAGUAGAUUCAUUCACUGAGUUCACUCAGAAGAUGUUGGAUAACUUCUAUAAUUUUGCUUCCUCAUUUGCUGUUACUCAGGCGCAGAUGACUCCAAAUCCUUCUGAAGCUUUCAUUCCUGCAAGUGUAGUUCUGAAAUGGUAUGAGAACUUCCAGAGGCGUCUGACUCAGAACCCUCUCUUUUGGAAAACAUAAACUUAAAUCACGGCAUUCGAAGUGCUUUCUAAAGAGUGUUAUCUGAAAGAUACAGCGAAUAUCACCACUAAAAAAAUUUUGGGAAAAAACGAUUAGUCUGAAUAGACAACCUUGUAGCUUUUAUAAUACUCUCAAAUUAUUUAAAAUUAAAAUCCAUGAAAACUA